UGAAGCAGAAUCAGCAUUUCCCAGAGUACGCAUGUUUUGAUCAUAAACACUCAACAAAUUGAGCCUAGAAAGAACGUACCUCCACAGACUAAGAGCCACCUGUGACCAGCCCACAGCUACCAUCAUGCACAAUGCUGAAAGGAUACCAGCUCUCCCUCCAAGAUCAGGAACAAGACGAGGGUGCCCCCUCUUCCCAGUCCCAUGACACAGGGAGAGGCCAUCUGGUCAGAGGAAACACGAAAUUGGCCACUGACCACAUCCAAGUCUCAGGAGUGAACUGGCAUCGCUUUGCCGUCCUCGGUGGAAUCGCUCAACUGAGUCCCCACUCAAGAGGAGGGGUUAUACCAGGAGGUCUAGACCAGGAAGUCCUGAUCCCGGGUGGCCAGUGAGGGGAGAAGGAGAAGACCCCAGAACUUCAAUGCCUUGCCCAGAAUCCCAGAUGACGAAGAAGGUGGAGCCAGGGAGGAAGCCAGCUCUGCGUCCUCAAGGCUGGGGCUCUGGCUGCACACAGGCAUUCCCCGGGGGCUCUGGAGAAGGCUGUGUUGGUGGAAGUGCAUACAGAUCUGGAGAUGGUGUGGGGGUGAGGGGGAGCAUUCGGCAGUGUAGAUGGGCAUUUGCUCAGUUCUUGUUUGAGGAGGAGCCCGGGUCAGGGGCACCCUUGACUGUAGCUCUGCCCACCUCACACCCACGGUGGAGGGAGUGGUGGCCACCUCUCUGCUGAGCUCAUGCCUAUGCAGUCCUGAAUUGAAUGUCUCACUGGGAAAUUGGGAAACUGAGGCCCCUAGAGGGGUAGGGAACGGCCCAUGACAGGGUGAGUCCAGUGGGUAAGUGUGUGUUCUGACCUUCUAGCGCAAGACUGGAACCCCACCCGGAGGGUUGGCUUCUGAAACUAGGAACCAUGAGAUCUUGAGAAGCUCUUGCCAAUCCCUCCCUAUUGUGGGAGCUGUUUUCUUCUUGGCCUCCACAACCUGAGCACACAAACACACAAACACACACACACACACACACACACACACGCACACACACCUUGACCUUGGAUGCAAAAAUGGCCUCUAAGGUGGGAUCCUAAGAGAAGUAGACACAGGGCAAGUUGCAAGAGGAAGAAACACGAAGUGGGAGGCAUUGCCUGCCAGUGACACACGCCUCCAGUUUGAGAGGUGUUGUCCUCUAAGGUAGGACACAUGCCAGAGGACAUCUCUAGCAAGUCCACGCUCCAGUCCUCCCCAGUGUGCAGACAGGAGGCCGACAGGCCCUGAGAGACACAAGGGCUUAUGCAGGAUGCAGAACAGGGCUCUGGUUCCCGGAAACCCCGGAGGGAGAACCUUUGGAGACGUUGUGGACGCUGGCUCAGCUCCCAUGCCCCCCACCGCUGGACCUUUGGCAGGAGGUCCUCUCAGAGCGUCACUCAGGAGACGGGCCAGCAGCUGAGCAACGGCGCCCUCGACUCCAUCACCCUGCAGGAAAGGAAGGUGCCCCACACUGCCAACUGAGGCCAGGGCCGGCUCAGGAAUGGGCCGUCGGUCAGCCACCCCAGGGAUGAUGCUCUUCAUCCAGGGAGGGGCUGUCACUUCUCUGCCAGCACAAAGACCUAGGAGACCAAGAGCUUGAAUCCUUCUCCACCUCACAUCCUACUUGGAAUCCCGAGAAUUCUUCCCUGCCCUGGGCAAUGAUUCCCACUUCUGGCCACAAGUCACCGAGGGCUUGGGCAUUCGGUCUGACCUCCAGGCCCCGACACUCCUGGGGCCCAGGAGUGGUGCGGCCUCUGAUGGCAAGUGCCCCCUCUGUCCGACCCCAGGCUGAAAAUCCAUCCCGAGCGAAGAGCAAAGCGUCCCGCCUGGUGUGGACCGUGCAGGCUGCAACGCGGCAGAAUCGAGUGGAGCACCUGGUGCCCGCCUUCCUGGAUGGCGACACCGCCAAUGUCCGCAGCUUCCUGUGCACAUACAGAGGUUUUGCCACCACACAACAGGUGCUGGAGCUUCUGUUUCAAAGAUACGGUUGCGUCCUUCCUCACUGCGAUGAGGACGGCGGACCCCUGGACCAACUGAAAAAGGCCAUCUCCUUCAUUCUGGGCACCUGGCUCCAACGGUACCCUGAGGAUUUUAUCCAGCCCCCAGAUGUUCCCAGCCUGGAAAUGCUCUUGGCCUACGUUGGCCUUAAUAUGCCCGGCUCGGAGCUGGAGCACCGUGCCCGCGUUCUUCUUUCCCAGCUGGAGCACCCUGAGCACACUGAUGCCGAGACUGAGGCUGAGGAGGACUCAGCUGCAGCUCCACCGAAAGAUCCAGAAGACCCUGCACAUCGAGCACCAUCUCUCCCUCUCGUGCCCACCCCAGCUCAGAGCCGCACAGGCAUCUUCCGAGCCACAGCCGGCUCAAGACCUUCAGCAAGCACUUGCAGCAUCCCAGCCACUACCCUCAGCUCCUGAGCUGCAGCCCCGGAGAAUCCUUGCCUUCCCCUAUCCAUUGCGUGGUUCUUAAAGUUUUGUGUUUGGCUUUUCUUUACUUGACCUUUCCCUGUAUUUUAUCUCGUCAGUUCAAUAAAGUUUAAUUCUUGGAUGUUUUUAAAUUGUUCGCUGAAGUGGCAUGAAGUACACUCACAAGAUCACACCAACGUCAUCCUCAUCUAGUUCCCGCCCAUUUUUAUCCAAGAGAAACCCUGUCCCUGGGAAGCAGUCAGUCUCCCUUCUUCCCACCGCAAGUCCCUGGUAGCCACUGCGUUUCCUUCUCUCGGACUCCGCGCGUUUCCCUCCUCCGGAGUUUGCCUGGAAGUGCCAGCCUUCCAGAGGUGGCCUUCUGUGCCUGGCUGGGUCUGGUGUGAGGUGGGUGACUCCAGAUGUUUUAAUUUGAAAUAACAGUUUUCAUUAAGAAGAAAAAUCCCCCGGAGAUCAAAGAUUCUGUCUCAAAGAGGAUGCCCCGCUAUUCCCUCUUUUCACUUUCUGGGGAUGGGGACCCACUGGAGGUGUGACACCGGAGCUGGAAACAACGAGGGAAAUUUCGGGGCCCGGGAGACCCCUUUCAAAUCUUUCCCUUUCCUGGAUGGGCCAUGGUAACGUUUUCAAAAUGUGCAAAUUGUAAAAAUAUUCUCACCGCAUAUGAAACGUUGGCGUUUAUAAGAAGCGUAUUGUGGACUAAAAUAUAUUACCAAAAGUUUUAACGUUUUAGAUAGACAAUUAAUGUUAAUUUGGUCAAAGAAUGAUUUAAAGAUGAGUAAUAAGAAACGAUGCCCUUUUUCUACCAAGAAACAAGUGGCCAUAACAAGGGGUGA
Messenger RNA from Equus caballus (horse), 3261 nucleotides. Lineage: Eukaryota; Metazoa; Chordata; Mammalia; Perissodactyla; Equidae. The record is from RefSeq and is a predicted model, not a curated record.